UGGACACUAAUAUAGUUAUCGUUAUAGUUAUCGUCCGCUGAUGUGGACGCUAAUAUAGUUAUUGUUAUAGUUAUCGUCCGUUGGUUUGGACAUUAAUAUAGUUAUCAUCCGUUGGUGUGGAUUGUAACAUAGUUAUCGUUAUAGUUAUCGUCCGCUGAUGUGGACGCUAAUAUAGUUAUCGUUAUAGUGUUAUAGUUAUCAUCCGCUGGUGUGGACGCUAAUAUAGUUAUCGUUAUAGUGUUAUAGUUAUCAUCCGCUGGUGUGGACGCUAAUAUAGUUAUUGUUAUAGUUAUCGUCCGUUGGUGUGGAUUGUAACAUAGUUAUCGUUACAGUUAUCGUCCGUUGGUGCAGACGCUAAUAUAGUUAUCGUCCGUUGGUGUGGAUUGUAACAUAGUUAUCGUUACAGUUAUCGUCCGUUGGUGCAGACGCUAAUAUAGUUAUCGUUAUAGUUAUCGUCCGCUGAUGUGGAUUGUAACAUAGUUAUCGUUAUAGUUAUCGUCCGUUGGUGUGGAUGCUGAUAUAGUUAUCGUCCGUUGGUGUGGAUUGUAACAUAGUUAUCGUUACAGUUAUCGUCCGUUGGUGCAGACGCUAAUAUAGUUAUCGUCCGUUGGUGUGGAUGCUGAUAUAGUUAUCGUCCGUUGGUGUGGAUUGUAACAUAGUUAUCGUUACAGUUAUCGUCCGUUGGUGCAGACGCUAAUAUAGUUAUCGUCCGUUGGUGUGGAUGCUGAUAUAGUUAUCGUCCGUUGGUGUGGAUUGUAACAUAGUUAUCGUUACAGUUAUCGUCCGUUGGUGCAGAUGCUAAUAUAGUUAUCGUUAUAGUUAUUGUCCAGUGGUGUAGAUUGUAAUAUAGUUAUUGUUAUAGUUAUCGCUAUUGCUAUCCUCCGCUCGUGUGGAUGCUAAAAUAGUUUUCGUUAUAGUUACUGUUAUGAGUGCGCUUUAACCAGCCUGACCCCAAAUACUUGAUUUGUGUUCCAGCGUGAGUGUUUGUGCUCUGACAUGAUUCUGUCACGUCCUUUCCUCAACAAACGUCUCCAUCCCAACCAUAAUUGUCCUCUGAGCCGCUCACAGACCCCUGACUUUAAGGACAGCGAGUUUAUUUAUUCAUGCCUCUCUUCUGGUUUACUGGAACUUCUGAUGGCUCGACACAGAUUUGCACUUUCCUCUGGCGUGUGCUCUGCUCGCCGCAUGUGCUGCCCGCAGGAGAGACUCGCGCAUGUUCCGCUGCUGCGGCGUGUUUCCCUGACGGCUGUCAGGUCCGCUCACGUCCCAGAGCUCCCACCAGUGAGUUUAGCAGCAGAGACCUUAAAAACCCAACGAAAACACGCCAGAGAGGUCUCCUCCUGUCUUCUUCUCAGAGGUUUCUCCUGAGAAAAUCAGGCAAAUCUGUGCUCAGUUUGAGAAAGUCUGAUAUGAACUCAACUACAUUUUCCAAGAACAAAUGAUCUGAGCUGCCAUUAACAUUUAAUGUUUGUCCUAAAAGUCCUUUGAAUAAAUCAAGAAUCAGAACUGGUGGUUGCCAGGGAGUGUUUUUUCUUGGCGUUUUAUGGUCCAGCGGGUGAAAAUGGUGAAGUACCAGCACACCUCUCUCUCCUCAACAACAACAACACAUGAUUUGAGGAUGACACGCAUUCUCAACUUCAAUACUAGUGAUGAGUGAGUUAAUUCUUCUCAUUAAUUGAAUGCAUAUUUAUGUCUUCACAGCUCUGGAAUCUGAUCGAAUGAUGGAGACGAGCGUCAAACGAGGGUUGACCCCUGCCAGCCAAUCAGCUCUCACUCUCGGCCGACAGGCGCAGCUCCCUGACCAAUCACAGCAGGGAUGUGCCAGAGGUGGGCGGGGCCUGAGUGCUGGAGAGGCAGCGUUCUGGAUCGAGCGCUCAGAGAGAGAGAGAGAGCGAGGAGAGACAGCUCCGUCCGAUUCUGCUGCGCGUCUCUCUCACUGCAGCUCUGCAUGCGAGUGUGUGUGUGUGUGUGAGCGUAUAUGUGUGUGUGUUCAUGUAUGCCAGCAGUAGCUGCAUCGCUCCUUCAUCCUCUUCAUCUUCAUCCUGUGUUCGGAGUGAAUUCACAGCAUUGGCGCACGAUCCUGCUCAUCUGUUGCCGUGGUGAUGGGCUGUCGACUGUCAGGGCCGUGGAUGGGCGACGGGAUGGGGGUUCACGGUCGGGAUUUGACCCACCUGCCGAAGCAAGAGGCCUUCCGUAUCCUGGCCAGCUACGAGCAGCCAAUCACGCUUCAGAUCGAGGGCCGGGGGCGGAGCCUGCAGUACAACCGGACGACGGACUGCAGCACGCAGACGGAACGGCCGUGGGACCCUCUCCGGCCACACUCGUGUACAAUGCCGCGUCUGCCUCCCUCGGACAGGACGUACUACAAUCACAUGACCCUGCCCGUGAACCGUAGAGACGGAGGCAGGUACGAAUACCUGCCAAACACACCUAGAGACCUGGAGCACAGAGAACGCCUGUCCUACAAUGAGCCGGAGUUCUCCAGCGGCGUGUCUCAGGGACAGAACUGUCUGAUCGGCUGCUGCAAAACCAACUUAGAGGAGCCCAGAAGUUUCCAGAGUCAGACUGAUGAUGAUGACUACAUGAUGGAGAAACCCCUGGGUUACCUGCCUCUUCACCAUGAGCUGGACAGUGGACUCGGCUGGACGGACGGUAGUUUCCACCAGGGGGAGCUGUCGGGGGUGGAGACGGAGGAGGGGCUUGAGGAGUGCCACGGCCACGGAGGCGGAGGGUCGCCAUCGUCGGAGUCCUUCAUCUCGUCGGAAUUGAGCGACUCUGGUUUUUACAGCGUCAGCACCGGCGAGUUCCUGCGCUUCCAGCGUCUACUUGAGAAGCGCAUGCGGCAUUACAACGCUCGCAUGCACCACCAGGGGGAGCCGUGUUCCCGCGAGCGGCGGGACAGCCAGAUAAAACACCCUCUAGAGGCCAUCCCGGAAACGCUGACAGUCCAGCCUCAAAAUGUUUGCUUGCCCGUCCCGGGGUCGCGAGGAUUGUCCCGGGUGUCGUCCGUGCAGUACCGCAAGGCGGAGCGGCCAUGUUUGAACAGACACAGCUCCAGCAGCGGCUCGCUGUUCAAUCCCGCGGUGCACUCCACAUGCAGUACCCCCUCCGGCCAGCGGCGGCCACUGCCUCAUCCGAGUUCUGCAGGAAUGCUGAGGAGGAGCCGAACGCUGCAUCACCGUCCCACGCCCAUGGAGUACCGCAGACGGGCGAGUCACCCGGCUUCGCCCAACUAUUGCAGCGCCACGUUGCAUCCCUGCAGCCACAGAGCCGACCUGCCUACAAAUCUCCCCGAGGAGCCGGACUUGGCACUGAUGCAUGCCGUCAGUCACCCAGUACACCCUUCCGCACACUCUGCGUUUCCUACACAGACUGCACACGCUAUGCAUGCGAUGAGUCAACCAUCCCUGAUCUCUCCAGUUGAUGAGCGCUGCUAUAUGCCUCCAGAUCUUCACGACAACAGUAGGAUCCGAGCAUCCACCGAACCCCAGAGAUUUGUGAUGGAGCAGCCGUCCAGCCAGCACAGGGACGGGCGGUUCCACACCCUAAGUCACACGCCUAGUCAGGAUGCCAAUGACACCUGGCCUAAACCUGCCAACCGCGGAGGCUCAGGUGGAGGAGGCGGACUCUACAGCACCUUAGAGGGCCACAUGCCCACUGCGGCCACUAGGAAAACGCCCAGCGGGAACUUGCGGGCCAUGCGAAACCAGAUGCUGCGGGAUAGAGCGUCCCGGCUGGCGGACGAGCGUAGCGGCAUGAGCACGGACGAGGAGAGUCACAGCGAGGUCCGCAUGGGUCGCUACUGGAGCCGCACUGAGCGACGCGAACACAUGCUGCAGAGACAGCGACAGCAGCAGGCCAGAGGUGGCGUGGCUGCAACGGGAUUGGUGCAUGGCAGCGGGGUCAUGGGAGGAGCCAACGUAGACACUUAUAAUACGGUCCUCGAGCUGAGCCAGAGGAAACUAAGUCGUCUGAGGAACCGGAAGCUGCUGGAUGACUGGACCACCGUAGAGGAACUCCUGACGCACGGAACGCGCCUGAGCUCCAGCGAAGACGCCUUGCAGCUGCCCACAUCGUUGCUCACUGUCACAACUGUAUAGCGACACCCACCGAGUGUGUGUUCAGAUUGAUGCGUGUGUGUGUGUGUGUGCGUGUGUUUGUGUGUGUUGGACCGCCCGCACUACACAAAGCUACCUCCAGAAAUUGAGGUUUACUGUAGAUACAGACGUUUCCAGACACCGUAGUAAAUUGAUUUUUAAAUGUUAUAUUUGCAGUAUCUUGUUUUGCAUUGUGUUGUAAAGAGAUGUUUUAUUAUGGAGCGAAAUCACUGCAGUUUGAUGUGACCGCAUGAAGCAAUACAACAUAGAUACCGACGCCAGACAAACCGAACUUCAUUUGGUGCCAAGAAAAGUUUACGUUACGGAUCAAUUUAAGGUGGUGCUAACCGUGAGAUUUAAUUUAUUUCAGAUUAUUCGCAACUAUAGCCUAUAAACAACAUCCAGAUUGCGUAUCUUUUGCACAAAAUUGAAAAUUCCCUCUCCGACCGUCUUCCGCUAGCUAACUGAAUUUGUUGCGUUAGCACAGCCCCACCUUUCAAUCGUGAAUCUGAUUCUCUGGGAAUAACAUUGGAUAAUCUAGCGACGGAUCGUGAGUCAGAUACGCAGUCAGGGCCGAUGAUUGGGUGUUCAGGGUUAUGCUGGAGAUCAGGCUGCGGGAACAUGAGUGUGUGUGCGGGUUCUUGCACUAUAACUGUAGUUCUGUAGAGUAUUUUUAAAGCUAUUUUUCUUGUGCUCUUCACAAUUGAUGUCACAAAAAGAACUUUUAUAAAGACUCAAGAAUUAUAAGUGGUGUCAACAGCAGUACAACAAUUUGGUGAUAAAGACGGCGCACUGAACUGUUCGUUUUAUUCUAACGUGCAGAAUUAUUAUAUAUUUUCAGCGCACGUUUCUGCGAACCAGGGGGUUUGAACUUUACAAUGGGCAUCAUGAAAAACGAGCAGAAUUAAUUUAGCACAAAUUGCGGUAAAUAUACACAAAUACAACAAUUAAUGUAUUACUUUCUGAAUGAUUAAAGGCUAUUCACACCAGGAUAGCCAGUGUUGCCAAGUCCACGGGAAUUGGGCUACUUUUAACACUGUUGCCACAGGUUGUUUUUCAUGUCCGCGGGUUGAAGCGACCCCAAAUAACAUGAUGCUUAGCCCUUGGAAUGCGAAUUUUACCAGGGGGAUCCCAAAAGCGGAUUUUUAAGGAUUGGGCGGGUUUUGUUGUGAAAACCUGGCAACCCUGAUGAUAACUACAACUAUUGAUAAAGAAUUGUUCUAACUUUAAAAUAAUCACCACAUCUAUGGCACAGAGGAAUGGAAUCACUUUCAAAAUAAUUUUUUCCUAGCUGAUGAACGAUAAAAACAUUAACAGCCAAUCAGAAUCCAUCCUGCUUAAAACAUGCAGCUCAGUGUUGCCAAGUCCGCAGGAAAUUGGGCUACUUUAACACUGUUGCCGCAGGUUGAAGCUGUAUUUAGCACAUGGAAUGCGAAUUUUACCAGGGGGAACCCGCCUAAAAACUAAUCUUAUCCCCCCGGAACGUGAUUUUUACUGCGGGAUCCCCUGAAACGGGCUAGUUUUGAGUAGCAAUUGGGCAGGUUUUGUUGUGAAAACCUGGCAACCCUGAUGCAGCGCUCGCUUGUAAUGAACAGAACGAUAUGGUGCCAUGGAUAGUAAUAUCGUUAUAGUUAUCGUUCUGAGUGUGAAUGGGCCUUUACACAAAUUCGUUCUGCUCCCGUUUCAUGAAUGAGACCUAAUUAUUUUCCAAAGUAGAAGAUGCAAAGUAUUUUCGGAGUCACCUGUCAACGUGGGAUGUUUGCGGAUCUUUAUUUUGAGCAGAAAAUCAGGAUAUUUCCCACCUGCACUAUUUUUGGUGCACUAGCACUCGAGUGUUUACAAUUUUUUCCUCACAACUGUGACUCUCUGCGACACAUCUCGCUCUCUCGCUCUCUCGCCCUCGUUUCUGAGGUGAAAUCACGUCAUUUUCACCGUGAGUCAAACGCUGUGAAUAAUGGAUUUGAACGGAUGGGACAUGCGCUAUUAACAGAACUCUGCCUCUCAUUGGAUUUUGCUCGUUUCCACUUUUAGAAAUAAUUUUCUUGGAAUAUGAUGUACAUGUGGUUGUAAUAAAGAUGAGAUUUUAAUUAGCUA
Molecule: messenger RNA, 6191 nt
Organism: Megalobrama amblycephala (Wuchang bream)
Lineage: Eukaryota; Metazoa; Chordata; Actinopteri; Cypriniformes; Xenocyprididae
Product: E3 ubiquitin-protein ligase PDZRN3-like
Exons: 5
Coding region: 2103-4100 (665 amino acids)
Source: RefSeq, a predicted model, not a curated record